UUUCUUUGAUUUACUUACUUUUUAUUUAUUUAUUUAUUUACUUCUCUUACUGUUUUCCUCCUUCAUUUAUUGGAAAGUAUCUCGAUUCUUUCUUUUCUUUGAUAAUGAUGAAGUUUGGUUUUUCAAAAAGAGUCAUCAUUACAUUGGGUACAAUAUCUACUUGUUUCACUUUAUUAUUUUUAUAUCUCAUCUCCACUGACUAUUCAUCAAAUAAUAAUCAUCUUUCAUAUACUUAUGACGACGACACUACUGUAUUGACUACAUUGAAAGAACAACCGAAAUGUCUCAAGAAUACUGCUAUUACAGAACGUCCAACUAAACAACAAUGGGAACAAUGUCUUGCUCCUGGUGCUGAUCCUUCUUAUUACUUAUCCAUUGUCAUUGUUACUCGUAUGGAUGACUAUGCUGGUGGUCAACAUCAUCGAUUCCAAAACUUUAUCGACAGUGCCUUCCUAUUAGCCGAAAAUACCAAAGAAAAGAUCGAAUUAUUGAUUAUUGAAUGGAAUCCUCCUGAAGAUAAACGAAGAGUAGUGGAUGUAUUUAGAUUCCGUCAAUCAGAAUAUUUGACUUAUCGUAUCAUCACUGUACCAAAGAAGAUUCAUGAAUUUUUACCAAACAGAGGUGGGUCUCCUUUACAUGAAUUUGAAGGCAAAAAUGUUGGUAUUAGAUAUGCUCGUGGUGAAUUUAUCGUUUGUACAAAUCAAGAUGAUAUUUGGUCACACAACUUCCAUAAUGCAAUCAAAUCCCGGGCAUUCAAAAAAGGCAUGAUUUAUCUCCAAUAUCAAGCAAAACACAAUAUUCACGAAAACUUCCCUCCUACGAUUGUUGAUUUACCUCCUUUUCCUGAUGACACCACUCUAUACAAUGCUUGUCACUUGGAUGAUCAAGACUGGGGAAAUUACAAACUACCUGAACCUAUCACUGUCAACACUGUUCAUCAAACACCUGAAUUUAUUCUCACAGUUGCGGAUCAAGCUGGUGACUUUACAAUGGCACAUCGAGAUACUUGGAAAAUACCUAGAGGAUAUCGUGAAGCUGGUGGUAUUGCAUGGAUGGAUAUUGAAUUCAUUUGUACAGCAACAUGGACAUUCGAUAUCCCAGUGGUUUAUAGUUAUAAAUCAUUUGCUUGUCAUCAACAUCAUCAAAAUAUUUGGGAAGGACGAAAGGAUCAGCAUACCGACAAUAGUAAUAUCAAUAUGGGCAUGAUUGAACGAAAAGAAGUCAAAUAUGUGAACAAGGAGAACGAGUGGGGUCUACAACAUGUGGAUACUUGGACUAUGGGACUAGAAUGUUUGGAAUUCCGUGGUGGACUUUGUUGGUAGAUCAUUAUUAUUAUUUUAUAUCACCCAUUCUUUUCUUUAUUAUUAUUCUCUCUUAUAUUUUACCUUGUAGAUACUCUUUUUCAAUAAUAAUAACAAUAAAAGAACAAAAGACUAUUUUUCUUUUUUAA
This is a messenger RNA of Halteromyces radiatus, 1450 nucleotides long. RefSeq lists its product as uncharacterized. Bases 105 to 1322 code for a protein of 405 amino acids. NCBI's taxonomy places the organism in Eukaryota, Fungi, Mucoromycota, Mucoromycetes, Mucorales, Cunninghamellaceae. The transcript is spliced from 6 exons. The record is from RefSeq and is a predicted model, not a curated record.